Molecule: messenger RNA, 1505 nt
Organism: Sinocyclocheilus rhinocerous
Lineage: Eukaryota; Metazoa; Chordata; Actinopteri; Cypriniformes; Cyprinidae
Product: protein phosphatase 1 regulatory subunit 11
Exons: 3
Coding region: 222-590 (122 amino acids)
Cellular component (GO): nucleus
Molecular function (GO): protein serine/threonine phosphatase inhibitor activity; protein phosphatase 1 binding
Source: RefSeq, a predicted model, not a curated record
GGUCCGUCCGUAAAUGCGUCCUUCCGAGGAGUUAUUAGACUGGCGCAAAUUCAUCUCAUGCAUUCGUCUCUGAUUCAUAUUGCGUCCAGCUCGACAUUCUGACGCGCCAGCCGAGAGCUGAAGUCGUCGUUUUUUAAUAUCUUUUAAACGGAGAGCAGACUUUCGUCGAUUUAAGGCGACCGAGCGCCGCUGUGAAGGUUUAUUCGGGAUUCAUCAGCGCUAUGGCGGAGGUACAAGGUACGUCGAGUGAGACGAUAACGGAGACCGUUCAGACGGGCACACCGCCUCCACCCCAGCAGGAGGGCAGAAGCCUGACCAUCAAGCUCAGGAAAAGGAAGACGGAGAAGAAAGUGGAGUGGUCCAGUGACACGGUGGACAAUGAGCAUCUGGGCCGGAGGUCUUCAAAGUGUUGCUGUAUUUAUGAGAAGCCUCGACAGUUCGGCGAGUCUUCCUCGGAAAGCGAGGGGGAUGACGAGGAAGGCUGCGGAAGCGCGCACUGCAUUCUGGGACACGGGAGAAGAGACCAUGGACAGAGGGAGGGUGGAGGGGGCACAGCGCCCCCUAGCUCUGGGGGAACAAACCCUCACUAGAAGUUGAGGCGAGUGGGAGAGUCGGUUUGGAGGGAAGGGUAACGGACGGCGUGGGCACUACAUUCAUAAUCCCUCAUCCUCACUCACACUCAAUUACAUCACACCAUCACUGGGUGUCAAAAGCUUUUUGAUGAAUGAAAGCUUGUAGAGCAAUGCAAUGUGAUUCGUUUUCUCCUCUGUCAUUAGUUUGAUGACCAGGAGAAGACUUUUUUGCGAUCUGAAUGCUGCAGAAAAUUAGUUGUACAUAGGACAUUGGUUUUUAUUUCUUUUGUUAAAUCCAUAUUUAUUUGUUUGCGUUUAACAACUUGAUCUUAUCAGUUUUGUCCACAAACAAUAUUAACAAUAACCUUAAAAUAUGAUUCAGGAGGGUUAUAGCUUCUAGUUCGAAUCAAGUGGAUUUAAAAGGAAUAAAUGCAGUAUAAAAAAGGAAUAUUAUAUCAAAUAUAAUUUGCCUUGCGGUGUCACAAUUCUAGCAGCAGUAUUUCUUCAUAUCACUUGAGGAACUUCAAGCGUAAUAUGUGUUGUGUGCUAUAGUGAAUUUAAAACGUGACAAGGUUCAGGAACUCAACCCUUUGGAUAUUUUUACAAGGGUGCAUUAAACCAUCUCCAUCAGCCGUGAAUGCUUGAUUGAGUUAUGGUGAGACUCCCCUCAGACAAUCGGACUAGUCAGAGACUCGGCAUGUACGUGCAAAGACAUCGAUGUGUUUAUAACUUAGUGAAGUGGACUGAGAAACAUCCGUGAUGCUUUACUUCAUUCUGAAUGCGAGUUGAGAACGUCAGCUUGAUCAUUACACAAAACUGACCGAAAAUAAACAGCAGCAGUGAAAUUAAAGAAAUGGUUCAACCACAUAUUAAUAUUUGCUGAAAAUGUACUCUCCCUUUAGGCCAUCCAAGAUGUAGAUGAUGUAUAUGUUC